AUGAAACUAUGGUCGAGCAGCUGCUUCAAUUCAACUUCAUUUUGUUUAUGGCUUGCUACCUAUCGGUUCUUGUCCUAUCUGUUUGAUCAAGUUCAAUUUUAUUCCCAUAGUUCAGUGUUGGAAUUUUGAGAUAUGUGUUUGAAAUGGAUAAAACUGGUUCUAUUCGAAAAAGACUGAUUAUCACGUAAUGUACAUUGUGAUAUAACAUGUGUUGUUAGGUUAUUAUAAUUGGUGUUGUAAAUGAUUGAUGUAACAAACCAGUGUUCAGCAAGAUGGACGAAUUGUCUAAGGGCAUGACACAAACAGGAAGCGCCGCUACAACUGAAGAAAUUGAACAUAAUAAUGAUGGCGUAAAGCGUAGUCCACGGCUCGCACGCCAACUAUGCUAGCGUUGGUAGAUCAACUACGGGCAUACUUUGGUGGAGGAUGCUCUCCGUGGCCAGUAGUGUAUGUGAGCGAGUCGUGCCUGGGGUGCGAGCGCGUGCGCGCCGCGUGCGAGCGGCUGGGCCCGGUGCAGCAGGCGCCGGCGCCCGACGCGCUGUCGCAGCCGCCGCAGACGCUCUCCUACUUCAUCACCAAACCCUUCGAGGGAGAACUCUUCGAUGCAGCACAUAGAGCCAAAUACAGGGUCCUGGGCCCGACCGCGGUGCUGCAGCUCGCGGAGCGCGAGGAGCCGCCGCCGUCCAACGCGCGCCCUCUCUACUCGCUCGCCAUGCGCGGCGCGGUCAUAUGCUUUUCCGGCUUCCGAAAAAAAGAUGAACUCACGUACCUGAUAACGCUUAUACACUAUAUGGGAGGGUCGAUCCGCAAAGACAUGUCGAGCAAAGUGACGCACCUGAUCGCGGCGGCCGCCACGGGCGACAAGUACCGAUACGCGUCGGGCUUCGGGCUGCCCGUGCUGGCGCGCUCCUGGGUCGACGAGUGUUGGCGCCGGCGCGACGACCCUGCCUGCCUCGCUACGCACGACACCGUCAUAAAAGAGCACAAAUUGAAAGUGUUCGCGGGCGCGCGCGUGUGCUUCGUGGGGUUCCCCGAGGACGAGACGCAGCACAUGGGCGACGUGCUCGCCAGCAACGGCGGCGCCGCCUGCCCGCUCGACGACCCCGACUGCACGCACGUCGUAAUGGCCAAUGGGAAGACUUUCGGUCGUUCGCUUAUCCUAUCACCCCAACCCAGUACUCCUAACAUUUCCUCGAAGCCCGCUCGUGCAUCACCCAACUCUCAGAGUACUCCGAAGAGCUCAAUUUACCGUAGACUUUCCGCGCGGCUAUCGGGGCGGCGCGCCAGCGGUACGCCGACCAAGCCCGGCGCCGAGUCGUCCGACGAGGCCGAGCGCCGGCUGCAGCUCGCGCGCGCGCCGCUCCGAGCUGGCCGCGACUGUCCGGACUCCGACACUGCCGCUUACUCGACCAGACUCGAUCGAGUAGACCCCGCCGAUAGUAACUCCGAUACCUCGCCACAUAUGCAGAACAAAGAGAACAAGCAUGCGUCGCAAACGAUACAAGGCGCCGUCAGAUUGAACGCCAAAGAUAAGAGAGAGGUGUUUAGAAAUAAGUCAAUUAACAAGUUUAAUCUAGUAGAUUGCCUCACGGAGGCGGGGUCUCUACAUUCUUCUCUUACAAAGAGUUUAUGUGAUUUAGAUUGUAAAGAAGAACCCGCUUUUUUACUUCCUAUUUCUACAGGAAGCAAUGAGUUGCAGCAUUCGACAACUACAAUCAGUUCUGGAAAAAAGAGAAGUCGAAAUUCCACAGAUUCUAGCUUUCAAGUGAGCCCCGUCGACGCCAACCUUUCUCCGGAUAAGUGUGAAGAUAGCCAUUGGAAAUCUAUUAAGAGGCUUAAAAUAAAAGAUUCAUUUAAGUUUAAAAAUCGACCAACAAUUUUCAAACGUACAAAAAAAGAUUCAGUAUCCAAAACGACAGGCGACAUUACUAUAGAACCAGUAAGUCCGGACAGUGUAAAACCAACUGACCCUGCAGGCGAAUUCGUUGCGUCCACUUCAUCCCCCAUCAGAGAGGACGAUAACACGUCGAUCUGCUCGAUAAACACUAGUAAGCAAUCCGGUUUCUUUGAUAUUUCGUUCGCAUCAAUACGCAGUUCCAAAACAGUUAAAUCAGCCUCAAAGUUACGGAGGAGUGUCAAGUCAUUCACUGCAUCUUUUAGAAGUGAGAGAAAAAAGAAAUAUGAGAAAAGGCCUGAACGAAAUACUGUAGAAGUAAGCGCUUGCGACCUCGUAAAUUAUGUAUCGACACCAAAUAAAGAUAUCGACGAUAUGAACUUAGAUAUAUCUCCUGUCCAAGUUGACACAAUAGAUAGCACGGACAUGACCAACCACGUAAAAAACGACAUAGAUGUCGACGAGUUAGACGAAUCAGUGACAUUUAAAACGCCACAGAGCGUAGGGCUGCGCGCACAUAGGCACUCCAUCUGUGGCGCACCCGAGCUGCGGCCCGCGAGCGUCUCCUCCCACGCGUCCUCCAGCUCCGGUCCCGCGCCCCUACCGGCUCCUGUGUCCGCUCUCGCUCCCUUCACUUGUCGACCCCUCCGCGACCAGCUGCCGCUCGCCUCGACGCCUCCCAUCCGUGACGUCCGCGCCAUAUCGCAAUGCCAUGGAAUAUCGUUGCCGGUGGUCGAUGAACACAACACAGCUGUCGCGCCGGAGUGUUGGCCGCGCGUGCACGUUGUCAAAGCCGAAUGGUUCUGGGCUUCGGUACAGAAUGAAGAAGCGCAGGAUGAAAGGGAUUACCUUUUCAAAGAUUACCUGGACGAAGUGUCUCGGAGGUCGUCGGUGGGUGGCGUGGCCGGCGCGAGCGGCGGCGCGGACGAGGUGGGCGGCGCGGCGGGCAGCACGCCGGCGCACCUGCAGCGCCAGCGCAAGCGCAAGCUGCGCGGCGGGGAUGCCGCGCUGCAGAAGCGACGCUCGUCGCUCAGCGACACGGUGCUCAGCCUGUCCGGCAACAUGCUGCUCGACUACACGCCCUCACCCGACAGCAAACAGUUGCUAGAAGAAUCUGAAGUGCCUGACAAUGUAGUUCGGAAACUAAUGUCCCCUAGGCAGCAAGUGUUUAUGGAACUUCUUCAAACAGAAUCCAAUUAUGUUGGGAUUUUGCAUACAAUUGUAACUAUGUUUAAGCAACCUUUGGAGGACAUGGCUGAAGAGGACAAUAGCAAUGGCAAAAUGGCAUUGCUUAACAAUACAGAACUAAAAAUUAUAUUUGGAAAUUUACCGCCUAUAUAUGAACUCCACCAGGGAAUGCUGGAGGAGCUGCGUUACACGCAGGCGCACUGGAGCGAGGAGGUGAGCAUCGGCCGCCUCAUGCUCAAGUACACGCCGGACAUGGUCAAGGCGUACCCGCCCUUCGUCAACUUCUUCGAGAACACCAAGGAAAUGCUGCAACAGUGCGACCGUGAGAACCCUAGAUUUCAUGCAUUCUUGAAAAUUUGUCAGACCAAACCAGAGUGUGGCAGGCAAAGUUUACAAGAACUUUUAAUAAGACCAGUUCAGCGAUUACCCAGUAUUAGGUUACUACUUGAUGAUAUCCUUAAGCACACGCACAAGAACAACCCGGACCACGGCGCGCUGGUGGCGGCGCUCGCGGGGCUGCGCGAGGUCAUGUCGCACAUCAACGAGGACAAGCGCAAGACGGAGGGCCAGCUGCAGAUGUUCGACAUCUACAACGACAUUGACCAGUGUCCGGCGCAUUUGGUAUCAUCGCAUCGAUCGUUCAUAGCUCGCUGCGAAGUAGUCGAACUAUCGAAAGAGCUUUCCGGUCGAGGUGAUCAUCUCGUACUGUUCCUAUUUACUGACACUAUGGAAGUUUGCAAGAAACGAUCAAAAGCCUUCAAUAGUAAGAGUCCGACGAACGGUACGAGUACAAUGCGACUAGGCUCGAGCAAGCCGUACAGGCACAUCUCCCUUAUGCCGCUGAGCACCGUAAAGCGUGUCGUCGACAUUCGAGAGGCAGAAGAUUGUCACAACGUGUUCGCGCUGAUGUGCCGGAGCAACCAGGAGCUGAAGGAGAAGCUGUACUCGUUCAUGAUCACGGACGACGCGGUGGACAAGUCGCACUUCCUGCGCCAGCUGUGCCGGCAGAUGGCCAACACUGUCUGCAAAGCUGACGCUGACAAGUUCCUGGCGACGCUGGAGUCUCACCAGCUCGACAUCGACACCAGCGACCUGGCGCUCAGCACGCUUUCCAAAGUCACCAAAUUCGCCGCCCGCACCAGGAUAAAGCUGGAGACGCUGGCCGGGCUGGGCGGCUGGCUGCGCGAGCCGGGCGGGCCGGGCGGGCUGCUAGACACAUGGGUAUUGCGCGCUCACUUACUCGCACAGGUGGGCCGCGCGUUGUCGUUCAACAAGACGCCGUCGAAGUUGAAGCGCGCCAUGUCGUCCAUGAUCUCCCCGUUCGGCUCGCAGGCCAACCUCACGCCCGCCUCGCAGCUCGCGCAGAUGCGCCUCGCGAGCUGCAAUAACAUCAACGAGAUGGGCACGAGCAGCGGCGCCGGCGGCGGCGGGUCGGGCGGCGGCGAGGUGCUGGUGGCGCCGCUGUCGGUGCAGCCGACGCGCAAGGCCGCGGCCGGCGCGGCGGCCGCGCUGCGCCGCUUCUGACGGCGCACCGCGCGCCGCGCCUGACUCGCGCCCGACCCGCUUCCGGCUCCGGCUUCUAAAUGUUGUUGAACUCGCCGUACGGAGAGCACCUGCACGCGGUUCACACUCGUCAUUAUACUGACGGUAGG
This is a messenger RNA of Cydia amplana, 4734 nucleotides long. RefSeq names its product protein ECT2 (gene pbl). Gene Ontology annotation, biological process: activation of GTPase activity; mitotic cytokinesis; intracellular signal transduction. The coding region runs from base 383 to 4606 and encodes 1407 amino acids. The transcript has 21 exons. Gene Ontology annotation, cellular component: nucleus; cell cortex. Gene Ontology annotation, molecular function: GTPase activator activity; guanyl-nucleotide exchange factor activity. NCBI's taxonomy places the organism in Eukaryota, Metazoa, Arthropoda, Insecta, Lepidoptera, Tortricidae. The record is from RefSeq and is a predicted model, not a curated record.